GCCAGUCCGACCGUCUUGAUUGACACAGAGCUCUAGAGAGGAUAAGUAUCUCGUUCUGUCUGCUUUGGAAAUUCAUGGGGUUCUAAAUUUCAUACGGGAACACAGAUCCACCUGGUGGGCCGGUUAAGGUGUUUCUGUCUCCAUGAGUUCCAGAUGAGAAGAAAGUGAGCAGACGUUCUGUGAACACUCAUUUUGUAGGUGCAUGGUUCUCUAUAAAGGACAAAUUUUGUCUUUGCCGUGUGUUUGCCCUGCAAAAUAGGAAUAAUGGCCAUUGCCAAUGCCAGGUCUGGCACAGCCAUGCAACAGGUCCUGGAUAACCUCAAGGAACUGCCUCCUUCAACAGGAGCCAAAGACAUUGACCUCAUCUUCCUCCGUGGCAUAAUGGAAAGCCCUAUAGUCCGUUCCCUUGCGAAGGCUCACGAGCGAUUGGAGGAUGUUAAACUGGAGGCGGUGCGUAGUAAUAACGUGGAGCUAGUGAGUGAGAUUCUAUCUGAUGUGAGCAGUCUGAUCAGCCAUGAUGAGAGCACAGCAGAACUAUGUAAAAUACUGAAGGAACCGCACUUCCAGUCCCUUUUAGAAGCUCACGACAAGGUGGCUUCUAAGUCAUAUGACGCUCCUCCCACCAGCACCACCUGCACCAGCAUGACCAGCUCAUCCUUCAUGCCAGCUGACACUGUCCGCAUGAUCAGCAUCCAGAAGAAGGCCGGAGAGCCCCUGGGUGUAACAUUCCGGGUGGAGGAGGGCGACCUUGUCAUCGCGCGUGUUAUGCAUGGAAGCAUGAUUGACAGGCAAGGGAUGCUUCAUGUUGGUGAUGUCAUCCGGGAGGUGAAUGGACGGGGUGUGGGCAUAGACCCCAUGGCGCUACAGCACAUGCUGAGGGACUGCAAUGGAAGCAUUACUCUUAAAAUCCUGCCCAGCUACAAUGACACGCCUCCACCUGCACAGAUGUAUUUGAAGCCACAUUUCAACUACAACCCUGAAACGGAUAAAUUGAUACCUUGUAAGGAAGCGGGCCUGGCUUUCUCUAAGGGAGACAUUCUGCAUAUAGUGAACAAGGAGGACCCCAACUGGUGGCAGGCUUGUAACAUUAACGGGGGACAUACUGGCCUGAUCCCCAGUCAGUUUCUGGAGGAGAAGAGGAAGGCAUUUGUAAGGAGAGAUUUGGAUGGGUCAGGAAUUCUAUGUGGGACAUUAACUGGAAAAAAGAAGAAAAAGAAAGUGAUGUACUUAACAGCGAAGAAUGCGGAGUUUGAUCGCCAUGAGUUACAGAUCUAUGAGGAAGUAGCAAAGAUGCCUCCAUUCCAGAGAAAAACUCUGGUGUUGAUUGGUGCACAAGGUGUGGGACGUCGAAGUCUCAAGAACCGUCUUAUCAUUUUGAACCCUUUACGCUAUGGAACUACUGUACCUUUCACAUCUCGCCAUCCACGUGAUGAUGAAAAGGACGGCCAGUCGUACUGCUUUGUGUCCAGGGCGGAGAUGGAGGCAGACAUCAAAGCAAGCCGUUACCUGGAGCAUGGAGAAUAUGACGGUAAUCUGUACGGUACCAAUAUGGACUCCAUCCAUGAAGUCGUUCAGACGGCCCGUACCUGCAUCCUGGACGUCAACCCACAGGCCCUGAAGGUGCUUAAGACUUCCGAGUUUACGCCAUUCGUAGUCUUCAUCGCUGCCCCAGAGAUUGAGACACUCCGGGCGAUGCACAAAGCUGUAGUGGAUGCUGGGAUAACAACCAAACUACUGACGGAAACGGACCUAAAGAAGACAGUGGACGAAAGCGCCAAAAUCAAGCGGGUGUACAGUCACUACUUUGAUCUGACUAUAGUUAAUGACAAUCUGGACAAAGCCUUUGAGAAACUUCAGGCAGCUGUGGAGCAGCUGACCAUAGAACCUCAGUGGGUCCCUGUGAACUGGGUUUACUGAGUCACACGGUUUCCAGGGCAACGCAUCACCUCCAUCAUCAGCAGCACUGAUUGGUCAGUGGCACUGGAACUUCCUGUGCUACUGCCACCUGCUGGUCCAGGACUACCAGUCACUAUGCAAACGUACACUAGCCAUCCAGUCAUGACAGACGUAAAGGAAGUGUACUUAUUUAUUAACUUUUUUAUUUUCUACUGAAUAAAGUAGGUAGGUUUAAGAAUGUAACUGGGAGGGAAAAUGUUGACAGAGAUAAAUAGGAUUUGGAUGACUUAAUUCAAAACUAUAAGAAAACUAUUAAUAUCAGCAUAAGCUGCAUUACAGUAAUGAAAGCAGACGGCUGUUUCCUUGCUGUCAUUUUAGUGUUACAAAAGAAGUGGUUUACACUGCAGGUUUCAUCUCAUCCGCUAUUUAUGGGUCUUUAAGAAGCUCACUCAUGUUAUUGAGUCACCAGAGUAUUUCAAAUAUUGUAAGAAACCUUUUGCUUUAGACUUACUGUAUGUAAAUGAUUCAGUAGUGUCAUCCAUUUUAAUCUGGUAAAUUGAAUCAAUGCUAGGAGUAAGCCAACUAAUUUUAAUUUAUCUAAACAUCACAGUUUUAACAUUUACAGUUGCUAAACAUGAUCUCAGUCGUUAUGUUGUUUAAAAACACUGUCAGUAUACAGUCAAUGCUGUAUUUAGCUACAUCCCUUUUACAGAGAGAAAUGACUUUUAAUAGACUGUGUCAUAUCUGUGUCAUUAUUAUAAGCAAAGUAAUCUCUCAAUUUAUAACUUUUUAAACUGUAUGUUGUGAAGAACGUGUCUGUCUCUUUGUCCCCCCGGCUACUCCAUCCACUGUCCUUACCAAGCCUGUGUAAAUACAGUUUUUAUCCAGCUUGCAUAUUCACUUAAAUUGAUAUAUUUUGACAUACCGAGAGUUGUAUUUUCUGAAAUCAAAUAGCUGUCUAAUAAAUGAACCUUAAUUUUG
Messenger RNA from Triplophysa dalaica, 2877 nucleotides. It is a transcript of the gene pals2a, whose product is annotated as protein associated with LIN7 2, MAGUK p55 family member a. The transcript has 14 exons. The record is from RefSeq and is a predicted model, not a curated record. Gene Ontology annotation, molecular function: protein binding. Bases 265 to 1917 code for a protein of 550 amino acids. Gene Ontology annotation, cellular component: cell-cell junction; plasma membrane. NCBI's taxonomy places the organism in Eukaryota, Metazoa, Chordata, Actinopteri, Cypriniformes, Nemacheilidae.